AUUUCCGGUCGUUUUAGGUCUCUCCCUCCCCUUUCCAUUUCCCCCAUUUCUCUCUCUCUCCUUCCCUCUGUUUCUCUUUCCUUGGUGCCGUUUCGCCAUUCCUUCACCCCGCCGCCGCCGCUUCAGUUUCUUCUGUCGGGGAAGAACGAACGAACUCACAUUGCUCCUUCGACCGAAUUCCCCCUCCGUCAGAAGAAAAGUCUUCGCCAUUAAAACGGUAAUGCGGAUCGUUUUCCGCAUAGACAAACGACACGCAAUGCGCGGCGGCGGCUUCGAUUCCUUCUAGCGCGGUCCACUCUCCACCACUCUCAAUAUCGUCCUCUCAGUCAAACCGCUUUUCUAUCUCCGCCGCCGGCGACAUCAAUGUCGGUGCCGGCGUGGCUGGAGUCUCUGCUGAGCACCGCCUUCUUCUCCGUCUGCCGCCUCCACAGGGACGCCGCGAGGAGCGAAUGCAACAUGUACUGCCUGGACUGCAAGGGCGAGUCGUUCUGCUUCUACUGCCGCUCUUCCCACCACAAGGAUCAUCAAGUCAUCCAGAUUCGGAGGUCUUCGUAUCACGACGUGGUGAGGGUCGGUGAAAUACAGAGGUUGGUGGACAUCAGCGGGGUACAGACGUACGUGAUAAACAGCGCCAGAGUGAUGUUCUUGAACGAGCGGCCGCAGCCCAAAUCGGGUAAAGGAGUCGCCCACAUUUGUGAGAUUUGCGGCCGGAGCUUGCUCGACACAUUCCGCUUCUGCUCGUUGGGCUGCAAGCUUGUAAGGAUAAAGAGGAAUGGAGAUGCUAGCUUUAGCAUGGAAGGAAAGAAUGCAGGAGGUGAAGGAGAAGCCAUAGAAGAAGAAGCCUCUACAUUGUUAGGAAUGCAAGAAAGAAUAAUAAUGAGGAGAAGGGAAGCUCAAACGUCAUCAAGGCUAACGAGUACAUCAUCGUCAAGGGAGGACGAUCAAGAAUUACGCGAAAGCACUCAACGAGACAUCUACCCGGCCACUACUCCUCCACCGCCUUCCAACGCAAGGCGAAGAAAAGGCAUUCCCCAUCGUGCACCUUUCUUUGCUUCCUAAUCCUUCCUAAAUCUAUUGUUGCUAUUGUCAUUAUCGUUACACCAUUUGAGUAUAAAGUCAUCCUACACAAAACUCAAACACACACAAAAGACUCUUUUCCCUCCCCUACCCUUCCUUUCUUGCACAAAUUCAUCCAUCUUUAGUGGGUAAGAAAGUGAGAAGAUGAAGAAGGAAAGGUAGAAAGAAGAGGGUGUACAUAUGGCCUUAUAGCACACUAUACAUAUAGUGUCCUUAUAUGCCCUUCUUUUGCUUUUGUUCCUUUAAAAACCAAAAGGGGUGAUGAGUAAGUUUCCCCCUUUUGGGUUGGAGGACCCAUUAGGCCAACAUAACACAAAGCUAUGAGAAGAAAAGAAAGGGAAGACAAAGAAGAAUUCUUCUUUCUCUCUUGUGAAUUGAAGAAGUAGCAAUAAUGCAACCCCAAAAUUAUUUGUUAUAAUGUAUACACUUGUUAAUUGUUCUAUAGUGAUUGAUGUUUGCAAUGCAAGGUUGUACAUUGGUGUUAAUAAAAUCUAAAAGUCUUCUUCUUUUGUGGAAUCCGUUUCAUAUAAG
Linum tenue is the source of this 1608-nucleotide messenger RNA. NCBI's taxonomy places the organism in Eukaryota, Viridiplantae, Streptophyta, Magnoliopsida, Malpighiales, Linaceae. The record is from the annotation of a GenBank genome assembly.